AUUCAUUAAUUAUUAGAGUGCGGUUCCCAGCGUAGCUUUUUUUUCUUUUGGAUUUUGGAUUUCGAUUGUUUUGUCCCUCUCAGUGGUAGCUACCUAAAGUACUUCCCUAGCACAAAACGGAACCGCAUUCCUGACUUCUCCCCCCCGCAACGCUCACGGAUACGGAUUGAAUCAUCGCACCUGCAUAGUCUAAUAAUAAUUCCUGACUCUUUGUGUGUUCUGAUUGCUGCCGCCGGUGAACGCAACGAGUAACUCACCGACUCCAACCCGGGGAACUUGGCUUUGCAACCAUGACUCCACCUCCGCCUCGACCCCAAGCUCAGUCCCUGCAGGCGAUGCAGCAGUCCUCUUUAUCUACACCCGCGCGCCAGUCCUCCCCGUCCUCCACACGCCCCUCCACAACUGCUCGAGAUCGUCUAUCCCAGGUCUCAUCCCACAUCAUGGGUUCAACUAGUCCCUCCGUCUUCACGGCGGCCCUUGUGCCCAAGGCCCCAGAGGAUCCUCUGUUCGGUUUGAUGAGAGCGUAUCGCCAGGACACGUCGGACAAGAAGGUCGACUUGGGCAUCGGUGCCUACCGUGACAACAAUGCGAAGCCAUGGGUUCUUCCAGUCGUGAAGCAGGCGGAUGCGAUACUGCAUCACGAUCCCAACCUCAACCACGAAUACCUUCCCAUCACUGGUCUUCCUGAAUACACAUCUGCCGCCCAGAGACUGAUCUUUGGAGCUGACAGUCCCGCUAUCCGUGAGAAGCGUGUCACCACCGUGCAGACGAUUUCUGGCACCGGUGCUGUGCACCUGGGCGGCCUCUUCUUGUCGAGAUUCCACCCCAUCCAGCCUGCUCCCACCGUCUACGUCUCCAAUCCAACUUGGGCCAACCACAACCAGAUCUUCUCCAACAUCGGCCUGCCCGUGGCCACCUACCCGUACUUCUCCGCAAAGACCAAGGGUCUGGACCUCGAUGGCAUGAUCUCGACGCUGCGCGAGGCCGCACCAGGCUCUAUCGUCGUCCUCCACGCCUGCGCCCACAACCCGACCGGUGUCGACCCGACCCAGGAGCAGUGGAAACUGAUUGCUGCUGUGAUCCGUGAGAGACAUCACUUCCCCUUCUUUGACACUGCCUACCAGGGCUUCGCUUCGGGUGACCUUGCGCGGGACGCAUGGUCCAUCCGCUACUUCACGGAGCUGGGCCUGGAACUCUGCGUCGCGCAGUCCUUUGCGAAGAACUUUGGUCUGUACGGAGAGCGCACAGGAGCUUUCCACUUCGUCUCUGGAGCCGGCCCUGAUGCCGAAAACGCCAACCAGCACAUCGCCAGCCAGCUGGCAAUCCUCCAGCGCUCAGAGAUCUCUAACCCGCCCGCCUACGGAGCCCGUAUUGCCAGCGUUGUGCUCAACGACCCCAAGCUCUUCACCCAGUGGGAGGAGGACCUCCGCACAAUGAGUGGUCGCAUCAUCGAGAUGCGCAAGGGACUCCGUUCCCGCUUGGAGGCCAAGGGCACGCCUGGCACCUGGGACCACAUCACCAGCCAGAUCGGAAUGUUCAGCUUUACGGGCCUGAACCCGAAUCAGGUGCAGGUUCUGCGAGAGAAAUGGCAUAUCUACAUGACCAAGAAUGGACGCAUCUCAAUGGCUGGACUCAACACCCACAACAUCGACUACGUCGCUGAAGCGGUGGAUAGUGUGGUGCGCAAGACGGCAUAGAAGGUACACGGGUUGGGCAGAGAGUCGUGAUUCUUUUGGGUGAACAGUUAUUAUUGCUUAUGGGUUAAUCGGAGUUCCACUGCUGCGCACGCAUACGGUACGAGUCGUAUCAGAUCCGCUGCUCAAGAGCUGACAGCACUGAUCCUCCGCCGAUCUCUGGCUGUAUUAUGAUUAAGC
Messenger RNA from Paecilomyces variotii, 1874 nucleotides. RefSeq names its product putative aspartate transaminase. The transcript has 4 exons. Bases 291 to 1697 code for a protein of 468 amino acids. Gene Ontology annotation, molecular function: pyridoxal phosphate binding; L-aspartate:2-oxoglutarate transaminase activity. The record is from RefSeq and is a predicted model, not a curated record. Gene Ontology annotation, cellular component: cytosol. Gene Ontology annotation, biological process: L-aspartate biosynthetic process. NCBI's taxonomy places the organism in Eukaryota, Fungi, Ascomycota, Eurotiomycetes, Eurotiales, Thermoascaceae.